AUGGCCAACGACGAGUAUGAUUUCCUCUUCAAAGUGGUGCUGAUUGGAGACUCCGGCGUCGGAAAGUCCAAUCUGUUGAGUCGAUUCACGCGAAACGAGUUCAACCUGGACUCCAAGUCGACGAUCGGUGUCGAGUUCGCUACCCGUUCUAUUCAAGUCGAUUCCAAGACAAUCAAGGCACAGAUCUGGGAUACUGCCGGCCAGGAGCGCUACCGCGCCAUCACCUCCGCAUACUAUCGUGGCGCUGUCGGCGCCCUGCUCGUAUAUGACAUCAGCAAGCACCAGACCUACGAGAAUGUCACAAGAUGGCUUAAGGAGCUACGAGCCCACGCCGACGCCAACAUCGUUAUCAUGCUAGUUGGCAACAAGAGCGAUCUGCGGCACCUGCGCGCUGUCCCCACUGACGAGGCCAAGGCCUUUGCCAGCGAGAACCACCUAUCUUUUAUAGAAACCUCAGCUCUAGAUGCCAGCAACGUCGAACUUGCUUUCCAGAACAUCUUGACAGAGAUCUACCGAAUUGUUUCUAGCAAAGCGCUCGACAGUGGCGACGGUGCGUCGCCCCCGAUGGCAGCAGGAACCAGCAUUUCGCUGAGCAAGUCGGCGGACGACUCGGCUAAGCAGGGAGGAAAGUGUUGUUAG
This is a messenger RNA of Xylaria bambusicola, 639 nucleotides long. RefSeq names its product ras family-domain-containing protein. Gene Ontology annotation, cellular component: recycling endosome. Gene Ontology annotation, biological process: exocytosis. Gene Ontology annotation, molecular function: GTP binding; GTPase activity. NCBI's taxonomy places the organism in Eukaryota, Fungi, Ascomycota, Sordariomycetes, Xylariales, Xylariaceae. The coding region runs from base 1 to 639 and encodes 212 amino acids. The record is from RefSeq and is a predicted model, not a curated record. The transcript is spliced from 5 exons.